Molecule: messenger RNA, 1486 nt
Organism: Megalobrama amblycephala (Wuchang bream)
Lineage: Eukaryota; Metazoa; Chordata; Actinopteri; Cypriniformes; Xenocyprididae
Exons: 3
Molecular function (GO): GTP binding
Source: RefSeq, a predicted model, not a curated record
UGAACGUCUCAGUCAUUUUGUUAAAGCUCGCUUCUGAGGGGACGCAUUUUACUUCGACUGCAUUUUGUGCUUCUCGGUUUGUCGGUGGAGUCUUUAAGCAAAGAGAAAAAGGAGCAUCAGAUGAUGGAGCAGAACACAGUGCUGUUGUUGAUCGGUAAAACCGGAGCAGGAAAAAGCACCACAGGAAACACCAUCUUUAAUGAAACUGUGUUUGAGUCAGAAAUGAGAUCUUCAUCAGUGACCAGAUUCUGUCAGAAACACACUGGAUCUGUUAGUAACAAGAAAGUGACAGUGAUCGAUACUCCAGACUUCAUCUUCUCCACUCACACUGACUUUGAUUCAGACUCGGAGCUGAAGAAAGCUCUUGAAUUAUGUUCACCAGGAGCUCAUGUGAUCCUGCUUUUUCUGCCUUUAAGCACUUUCACUGAGAAGGAGAUGGAUUUCAUUAGCUGGUUUGAGCAGAAGUUUGGAGCAGAAGCUCUCAGAUUUACUCUAGUGAUCUUCACUCAUGCAGAUCAGAGACACAUGAGAACACUAGGAGAAAUGAUCAGGGCAAAUCCUCAAUUAUCUGGUUUUAUUAAUCGAUGUGGUCAGAGAUAUCAUGAGUUUAACAUUAAAGAUUGAUCAAACAGACGGCAGGUGACUGAACUCAUGGAGAAGAUCGACAGACUGGUGACUGAGAACAGAAACUCCCGUUACACACUAGAAAUGAUGGAGGAGACUGAGAGGAGAAGAGAGGAGGAGGAGAGGAGGGCAGAGGAGGAGAGGAAAGAGAGAGAACAUCAAAUGACAUUAGACAGAGUCAGAAGAGAGACAGAGAUGCGUGUAAGGAAAGAAUGUGAGGAGCAGGAAAGAGCCAGGAUACUGGAGAAACAGGAGAAAGCUUGGAAGGAGCUCAAACUUCUGAUUGUUAAACAGAUAAAGCUGAAAUAUAUAUGUGUGAUUAUGGUUUUUGCUGUAGUGACGGGAGGUGUUUCAGCGUGGAAGGAAAACUUCACAUGGAUGGACAAUCAUGAGGGGUUUCAAUACUGGAGGAUCAGCAGCAGCUGGAGGAGUUUUCACUGGGAUUCUCUGGAGAUUGAUGUUGAAGAGUCAGUUUAUCCGUUCAUCUUCUCUUGAGCGUCCCAGUGCUGUUAGACAGUUACUGCUGAAAGCAGCAGGUGCUGUGUGUGGUUUAUCAGCUGGAGCUGUGAUUGGUCACUUUAUAGGAGGAAAUGAACUUCCUGUUACAGCAUUAGCAGGAUUGGCUGGAGCUGCUGCAGCUUUUACAGCAAUACAGUGAGGCUGGUGAUGAUUUACAGAUCAUGAUGAAAUAUUCCAGACAUAAUAUUUGUAAACUUCAUUUUCAAUUUCUCAGGUUAUUACAGAAAUAAAACGUAAUGUAAAAAUGUAAUGUUUAAGAACCUGCAUUACACUUCCAAAGUGCUGGGUUAAAAAUAACCCAAGUUGGGUUAAAUAUGGACAAACCCAGUGAUUGGGUUAGAUG